Cucurbita pepo subsp. pepo (vegetable marrow) is the source of this 1522-nucleotide messenger RNA. Its product is annotated as heterogeneous nuclear ribonucleoprotein 1. Gene Ontology annotation, molecular function: RNA binding. The record is from RefSeq and is a predicted model, not a curated record. Lineage: Eukaryota; Viridiplantae; Streptophyta; Magnoliopsida; Cucurbitales; Cucurbitaceae. Gene Ontology annotation, cellular component: chromatin; nucleoplasm. Gene Ontology annotation, biological process: regulation of gene expression.
UUAAAAUUCAUUACCCUCUUUCAAUUCGGAAUUCCACUGAAAACCUAAAUCAACGAUCUUUCAUCUUCUUCUCCACGUCUUAUCGAUCUUCUUCGACAACGCAUCCGCCAGCCAAAUUCCUCAUGGCGUCCAAAUCGAAGAGCGAAAAUCCUCACACCGGCGAUGGCGCUAGCCCCGGGAAGAUUUUCAUCGGAGGAUUGGCGAAGGAUACAACUUACACUCAAUUCAACAAGCAUUUUGGUGAUUAUGGAGAGAUAACGGACUCGGUGAUCAUGAAGGAUCGGUAUACCGGACAACCAAGAGGUUUUGGGUUUAUUACUUAUGCUGAUCCUUCUGUGGUUGACAAGGUUAUCGAAGAUACACACGUCAUCAAUGGAAAACAGGUUGAAAUCAAGAGAACCAUCCCUAAAGGGCAAGGUCAAUCAAAGGAUUUUAAGACGAAGAAGAUAUUUGUUGGUGGGAUUCCAUCAACGGUUACUGAAGAUGAGUUAAAACAUUUCUUUUCCAAGUUUGGGAAAGUUGUGGAACACCAAAUUAUACGUGACCAUGAAACCAACCGUUCGCGAGGCUUUGGGUUUAUAGUUUUUGACGAGGAAGAAGUUGUAGAUGAAAUUUUAUCCAAAGGAAAUAUGAUAGAUAUGUCUGGUACCCAGGUGGAGAUCAAGAAAGCUGAACCAAAGAAAUCCUCAAACCCACCACCUGCUCCUGCAUAUGGUAGCAAUUCUAGGGCUCGUUCAUUCAAUGAUGGCUUUGGUGGAUAUGGUGGUUCUUAUGGGGACUUUGAUGCAGGCUUUGGACCUGGUCCCUUUAGGACUGCAGGUGGUCUUGGUGGUAGGAUUGGGGGUGGCUAUGGUUAUGGUAGUGGUGGUGACUUUGGUGGUGGUUAUGGAGGUUUUGGAAGCAGUAGCUUAGGUGGCUACCGAGGUGAAUCAUCCCUCGGUUAUUCUAGUCGAUUUGGUCCUUACAGUGGUGGGUUUGGUGGGGGUUAUGGCACAAGUGGCUUAGGAGGAUAUGGUCGAGGGGUUGAUGGCUAUGGGAGCUAUGGAGGUUCAGGUUACAGUGGAGGUUAUGACUCAGGUCCUGGUGCUAGUUACGGAGGAGCAGGUGGUUUGUAUGGAAGGGGAGGCUAUAGUGGGAGUAGUCGAUACCAUCCCUAUGCAAGGUAGAAUCGUUGCGUAGUCAGUACCGUCCAUCUCCUUGGAAGCUAGAACAGAAGUCUCACUCGAACGCUGUCUCGCCUAAGAAUUGCCAUAGAGUUUUUCAAACACACAGGUUCCUUUAGUUUUGUGGCCCAGUGAUAGGCAGUGUUCUCUCACAAACACUAGAGGUCCAAGGAUGCUUUGGAAAAAGACGAGAAAGAGUGUAUUAGACUUUUUAUUGUAUGGUUUUAGACACUAUUAUGUAGACUACACUACUGCAAGCUAGUUUAUGCCUAAUAUGGUUGUCCCCAUCUAGUACAAUUUCAAUGUAGUGUGCUGUGCUGCUCUGCUGUAGGCUUUAGCAUACACUUAUUUCUCGGUUA